This is a messenger RNA of Limanda limanda (common dab), 2769 nucleotides long. Its product is annotated as GTPase IMAP family member 8-like. The record is from RefSeq and is a predicted model, not a curated record. NCBI's taxonomy places the organism in Eukaryota, Metazoa, Chordata, Actinopteri, Pleuronectiformes, Pleuronectidae. Bases 1 to 2769 code for a protein of 922 amino acids. Gene Ontology annotation, molecular function: GTP binding. The transcript has 5 exons.
AUGGCAACCAGCGAGCUGUCAGCAUGGGAUGGAUGUUAUACAUCACAGUUAAAGAUUGUCCUUCUCGGUGGCAGAAACUCUGGGAAAAGCUCUGUGGGGAACUUCCUCCUCGGAAAAGAGGAGUUUGUCACCAAAGAGAGGACCACCUGCUCCCGGAGGCUGGGCAUGGUGGCCGGACGGUGGCUCACAGUGGUGGACACCCCCGGCUGGUGGUGCGACUUCAGUGCUCAGGACACAUCUGAGCUGGUGAAGAGGGAGAUCAUAAGCAGCGUGUCUCUGUGCUCACCAGGCCCGCAUGUAUUUCUAAUCACCAUCAAGGCGAGCUCGGCCUUCACAGAGAGGCGACGGCGGGCGUUGGAGGAGCAUGUGGCCCUGCUGGGUGAGGGGGUGUGGAGUCACUGCCUGGUUGUCUUCACCUGCGCUGACAGGACCAAACCCUCUGAAACAGAGGAGCGUGUACAAACAGAGGCUCUCCGCUGGCUCAGUGAGAGGUGCAGUCAGAGGAGUCACAGUGUUUACCUGAGGGAUGACACUGAAGUCACAGAGCUGCUCGAGGAAAUACAGAAACUCGUCAGAGGAAAUGGAAACAGAGAGUUUGAAAUGCAGGAGAACAUUUUACAGGCGACUGCAAAGGAGAAGAGAAGAGUGGAGGACAGAGCUCAACGGAGGUUGAUGAGAGUUAAAGAACAUAGAUCUCUCAUGCAAGAGAGACUGCGACCCAUCACUGACAUCCGGAUUGUGCUGGUGGGAGCAAAGGGUUCUGGGAAGACUUCAGCACUGAACACGAUCCUGGGCAGGGACAGCACUCAGCCACUCAGGAGAACAGCUCAGUGUGCGGUUGAUAAGGGUGUGGUGUUCGGGAGACAUGUGACCGUGGUGGACACGCCGGGCUGGUGGAUGAACUACUUCUGUAACGAGAGCACCAUCUUUGACCUGAGGGAGCUGGUGCUGAGUCUGUCUCUGUGUCCUCCCGGGCCCCACGUCUUCCUGAUGGUGGUACGCGUGGACAGGGCCUUCACGGAAACCUACAGGAGAGCUGCGCAGGAGCACCUCCAGCUGAUCAGCGAGCACAUCUGGAGUCGUGUCGUUGUGCUGCUUAGUUUCGGGGACUGGCUGGGGGGCACGACCACUGAGCAUUACCUCGAGAGCGAGGGGGAGCCUCUGCGGUGGCUCGUGGAAAGAUGCGGCAACAGGUAUCACGUUCUGAACAAUAAAACCACAGGAGAUGGAUUUCAAGUCAGAGAGCUGAUUGGGAAGAUUGAGUUGUUGCUUGCUGGGGGCGAGCAGUAUUAUGAAAUCGAGAGGAACGUGAUGGAACAGAUGGAGGUGAAGAUGAGAGGGGAGAAUAAGAGAGCCCAGGAGAGACUAAUGAAGAAGGAGAAACACAGGCAGAUGGCGAAAUCUCAGCUGGAAAAGCUCAACCCUCUCCCACAAAUGAGGAUGGUGCUCUUGGGUUGCAAGAAAACCGGCAAGAGCUCCUGCGGAAACACAAUCCUGAGCAGAGAGUGCUUCCACACGGACACACAAACCACUUCCUACACUGAAAAACACGGAGAAGUCAGUGGCAAGAUGGUCACGGUGCUGGACACACCAGGUGGCUUCUCUGUGACCUCUGACCUCCUCGGGGCUCCUUCAUCCUGCGCUAUCCUGCUGGUGGCUAACGCGAGCUGCUCCUUCACAGAUGCCCACAGGGAGGACUUGGAGAAACAGCUGGAGACAGGAGGAGGCCAGAUGUGGAGCAGAGCUCUGGUGCUGUUCAGCCACGGUGACUGGCUGGGCGACACCAGCAUCGAGCAGCGCAUCGAGAGUGAAGGAGAGCCGCUGCAGAAUCUGCUUGAGAAGUGUGGGAACAGAUAUCAUGUCCUGAAUAAUAAAGACCUGGGGGAUGGAGCUCAGGUUAAUGAGCUGAUGGAGCUGAUGGAGGAGAUGUUGGCUGAGCAGAGGCGUGCAGCUCUUCACCGAGGUGAUCACAUGUGGGAAAGUGUCUCUGCGGCCUGUGGGCAGGAGCCACACAGUAAAAAAGAUUUAAAGGUGUCCUGUGACUCGACUGAACCAGCCACUCCCACAACACAAGCACCAGGUAACCACUCAGGAGGGACAGAUGCCGGGGGUCAGAUAGUGGCAGUACCAGCAGGAGGCGCAAGGGGACAGAACGGAUCCUCAAUCCUGAGCAGAGACAGAUUCAUGUCCAUCUUAGUCUCUAUGCUCUCUGGUCAAAAAGGACUGAGAUUAACUGUAAAUCUGCCCAUCUACUCCCCCGCUGGUGAUGCUGACAGCCGCCUGAGACGUAAUGGUGAAAGCCAAGUGUGUCCGUUCUCACCCGCACAUCCAACUAUGCUUCUGAUUUUACCUGAAACUCAGAGCAGGAUGCUUACAGAGGAAAAUGUCUUAAGUGUACAUUCUCUUGGCCAUCCCGACCUGAGGGAACGGGCCCUGAGGAGGCUCACUGAGGCAGGAGGCCUGCAGUUGCUGAUCGACCAAUGGGGCGACAGCAGCCUGGAGGAACUGGAGGCCUUCAUAGACGAGUACUUCGAGAUGGUGUGGGAACAAACCAUGGGGUCAUGUCAGCCCACCGAGCCCGUCCCUCAUGCCACGGAGCGGGACACCUUGGUCGGGGAGGUGGCAGAGGAGGAGGUGCUCUCGUCCAUAGACAGGAAACUGUCCAAGCUGGAGCUCCUGGAUGAGAUCAGGAGCGAUCUGACGACGCUGAGGGAGAGUCUGGAGCAGAACUGGAGGGUCAUACAGGAACUCAGAGACAAACAUGAAUAA